ACUCCCUCCUCCAAAAGAGUCGGACAGACCUCCCCUUCCAAAAACCGCAGUCUUCUCUUUCUCUUUUCUAAACAGCUCUACACUGCUCUUUCUCACUUCACUCCCAUCCAAACACGAAUAUCCCUCUCUCAUACACACUAACUCACACAUUUAGAAACUUAGAGAAAGGGGAUGGAUUUGAAUUAAAAAUUCCGGAUCUGAAGAAAAGAAAAAAAGGGGUUUGAAGAAUUCAUUCUGAUUUCUGCUAAGCUGUUUUAGUAGUUUUCUGGGCUCCCAAGAAGUUUUUGAAUUCGAAGUUGAAGCUGUGUGUUGAUUUCUGCUGUUUAAUUGGCCGUUUAGUGGCUGAACUCAGACCUUUAUUUUGCUCCAUUUCUUCUGCUGUUGUUCGAAGUCUAAGUUGCUGAUUUUCGCUGAAGUUGGGCUCCAAUUCGAAGCAUCUCCCAUUUAUUUGGCUUUCGGUCCAGUUUGCUUUUUGUUUUUGCUUCAAACAGUUACAGAAAUUGAAAGGGAAGGAGAAGGAGUACCAAUUAAAGAGGGGUCCUCAAAAUUCAUUUCAAACUCGACCAAUCCCCGCUCUACAAUGUUGGGUCAAGCUCAGCAGCAAACUGUGGAGCAAAAUGAUGACAUAACCGAACUGGAAGAAGCAGGAAUACUGGUGGAAGAAGUAGAAUUACUAGAGGAAGAAGUAGAGUUACUGGAGGAAGAAGUUAAGCAAAAGGCUGAGAGAAUAGCGGAGUACCGGGGCAGAAUUCUUGCUCAGCUUGAAAGUGAUCUCUCUUCCAUUUUUGCGGCUCAAAGACCCGUGUUGGGGACCCGUUUUGACAACGGAUCCGUAUUUCAACCUGGGUCCUCUAGUGAUCCCUGCAGCUCUGAUGUUGGAGGACCAACUGAUAUUGCGAUGUUAGCUGGAGAGGAGCGGAAAGAAGCUGAGAAAAUACAGCUCCUUAAAAAGAAGAAUUUGGAGAGUGCUUCCGCUAUACCCGUUGCAUUAAAUAGGAUGAAGGAUUGUAUGGCAAGGAUUGAUAAACUACAAUCAUGCAACGGAGUCGUACAUCCUACCUUUAAAAGGAAAAGGAGUUGCUGACGAGCCUCUGCUAGCUAAAUCUUCUUGAGAUUAUGAUAUUAGCUCACAAUCUAGAAGAUUUUCAAGAUCUGCAUUCGGCGUAACAGUAUAUAACUUUGUGAAGCUGACAUGAGCAUAAAUUGAUUGUGUAAUUGUUGAAUAGGAUGAAGUGUUUGGUUUGUUUUUUGGCUAUCCGAGUCAUAUAUUCCACUUUUGACAACUUAUUUUGGCACCAAAUGGCAAUAUAUUGCAUUCACGCUAUUCUUUUC
This is a messenger RNA of Nicotiana attenuata, 1332 nucleotides long. RefSeq lists its product as uncharacterized. Lineage: Eukaryota; Viridiplantae; Streptophyta; Magnoliopsida; Solanales; Solanaceae. The transcript has 3 exons. The record is from RefSeq and is a predicted model, not a curated record. Bases 581 to 1084 code for a protein of 167 amino acids.